AUGCAAAAUUCGAAAACAACGUCAUCUGAGUCCAGUGAACGUCAACAUAACAAGAAGCCAGAUGCUUUCAAACUUGAACUAUCCACUACUGUAUUCGUGGUUCCAACCAAAGGAACAUUACACAUUGAAGUCAAAAAUAUAGCGAAAAAAGUGCAAGAAGUACUGAUAACUCUCGAAUCGGCAAUCUUCACAAUUCAAAAUUUUCAAAAAGAAGUCUACCCAGCACAACAAGUGUCGAUGAUUCUGAAUCCGAUGGAGACGAAAAGUUUCACAAUUUCCGUUCGAGACCAUUUCCCCGAACCAUUCACAUUUGAGAAGAAUCAAUUGAAAAAUCCCGAAGGAGAGCUCACAAUUUCUCAUUGUGGCACGACGAAAAAGACUGGGAAAGUUGAGUUGGAUGUUGGAGAGAAUGGUCUCAUGAUUUUAGGAGUUGAGAAGAAUGAAAAAUUGAGAUGGGGAAUGUUUUCUCAUAAUAUUAUGAUGGAUAAUGCAACGAGAGAGUUGAAGGAACAAAAGGAAAGAUAUUUGAGAGAAAGAAAAGAGUUUGAGGAUCGGAAAAGUGGAAAAUCAUCGAAGGAAAGUGGAUCGGAGAAGGAGAAAGAUGUAUUCGAAUGUUGUGGGAUUAGUUGUGUUAUCGCCUGA
Caenorhabditis remanei is the source of this 642-nucleotide messenger RNA. RefSeq lists its product as uncharacterized. NCBI's taxonomy places the organism in Eukaryota, Metazoa, Nematoda, Chromadorea, Rhabditida, Rhabditidae. The record is from RefSeq and is a predicted model, not a curated record. The transcript has a single exon. The coding region runs from base 1 to 642 and encodes 213 amino acids.